UGAAGAAAGGGGCGGUGUGAAUGUGGAUGUGGAUGGAAGAAAACUAUUGCUAACCUUCGAACCUCCUUCCUUUGUUAUCGCAGAAAAUCACGGGACAGUCACCGCUUGUAAAGACAACCAUGAUGGAGACAAUACGCCGAAAGACUGUUUGAGGAAUAUGUGACUGUUUAGAGAGCAAAAAAUAAAGCUGCGAGUCAAGCAAAGGGAAAGGAAACAGUUUUCCCGGAUGCGCUUCAGUCUGGCUGGUUUGUAUCGGUUUCCAAGUGUCCUGCGGGAUAUGUUGUAUCUGGACAAACAAAUGAUUACUUGUUACAUUUCUUUAUGCAGAUAUUUAAUAUAGUAGAUUACACUUGAUUCAGAAAGUGCAGACGACGUUUAAUGGAAUCCAUGGAAUAAUAUAUCCUUUAAUCCACAUUUGAAACUUUAAAUUCGGACCCUUUGAGAAUUUAUUGAUCUGAACAAUACUUGAAAUAUUCCCGUAAAGAUGACGUCUGUGCAUUUUAACCCUGGGUUAGAUUCCAAAGAAGUUAAUGGUAAUUCGGUGAAGGAAGAGGCAGAGGUGCAGAUCGAUGAUGGAAAGGAAGAAACCAAAGACCCAGACACAAUGUACCAUCAGGUCCGGAAAAAGAUAACUCCUUUUGUGAUGUCCUUUGGUUUUCGUGUUUUUGGCCUGGUACUGAUCAUCUUGGACAUCAUUAUGGUCAUUGUGGACUUGUCUCUUUCUGAGAAGAGUCGUGAUGUUGGAGGUGCACUGGAGACUGUUUCUCUGGUCAUCUCUUUCUUUUUCCUCAUCGAUGUAUUGCUCCGUGUUUAUGUGGAGGGAUUCAAAGUGUAUUUCAGCUCAAAACUGAAUAUAGUAGAUGCUUGUAUUGUGGUCAUUACUCUGGUGGUCACCAUGAUCUACGCAUUCUCCGAUUUCUCAGGAGCCAGUCUGAUUCCCAGGGUGGUGACAUUCCUGAGGUCUCUGAGGAUCCUAAUUCUGGUACGCAUCUUCAGACUGGCCUCGCAGAAGAGAGAGCUUGAAAAAGUCACCAGGAGAAUGGUUUCAGAGAACAAAAGACGGUACCAAAAAGAUGGAUUUGAUCUGGACCUCACAUACGUUACAGAAAGAGUCAUCGCCAUGUCUUUUCCAUCUUCUGGGAAGCAGGCGCUUUAUAGGAACCCAAUUAGAGAGGUCGUUAGAUUCUUGGACACCAAACAUAUGGAUCAUUACAAGGUUUUUAAUCUCUGCAGUGAGAAAGGUUACGAUCCAAAGUUCUUUCACUACAGAGUAGAGCGUGUCAUGAUAGAUGACCAUAAUGUGCCUUCACUGGAUGAUAUGCUGCGCUACACCGCCUGUGUCAGAGACUGGAUGGCAGCAGACUCCAGGAAUGUUAUUGCCAUCCACUGCAAAGGAGGAAAGGGUCGUACCGGCACAAUGGUUUGCACAUGGCUCAUUGACAGCGAUCAGUUUGAGAGUGCACAGGAGAGCCUGGAUUACUUUGGAGAGAGACGGACUGAUAAAAGCAUGAGCUCCAAGUUUCAAGGUGUUGAAACUCCGUCUCAGAGCAGGUAUGUUGGCUAUUAUGAGAUCAUGAAGAAUCAGUACAACCGUCAGCUUCCUCCUCGGAAGAGCCUGAAAAUCAAGAGCAUCCGAAUCCACUCCAUCGCAGGUGUGGGGAAGGGCAACGGCAGUGACCUGAAACUGAAGAUCAUAGUGAAGCACGAGCUUGUUUUCCAGUGUGUUUGUGCCAAACAGCACAACUGUACAGUGUUUCCUGACACUGGUAGCAAUGCGGUGGUCAUCAGUUUACAGGACGGGCCUAUAGUGACUGGAGAUGUGAAGGUCAUGUUUGAGUCCAGUGCUGGUUUGCCGAAGGGUUAUGAGGACUGUCCCUUCUAUUUCUGGUUCAACACCUCAUUUGUGGAGAACUACAGACUUUUUCUGUCGAGGGAAGAACUGGACAAUCCUCACAAACCCAAGACCUGGGACAUUUACAAGGAAGACUUUGGAGUGACGCUGUCUUUCACUGAGCCUUGAGUUACCUAUUUAAGGUCUAACCUACUUAAAGGGAUAGUUCACACAACAAUUUCCUCAUUGUCUUAUUAGUGGUAAUAAACUUUCUAUCUUUUGUUGAGCACAAUAUGAGAUAGUCUGAAGAAUGUUUAAAAAAAACAUAUAGGAACAAAAAAUGCCAAUGGCUUUUUUCCAAAAACAUUGUCAAACAGAAGGAAGAAAUCUAGUUUAACAAGUGGAGGAAGAAUAAAUGAUGGCAGAUGGCUAAAAUAAAUAAAAAAAAGUAUAUGUGUUUGUGUAAACUAUCCCUUUAAGCUAUAAACUGAAGCCAAAGUAAACACUCCAUGUAAACCCACAGCUAUAAGAUCUGAGCGAGACGUUUUGUACUUUUGUUUUCAUCCAGUUGUAUUUUGAUGGUUGUCUUUUUGUGUUUGAAAAGAAAAAGGAAUACUUAAUA
Danio rerio (zebrafish) is the source of this 2453-nucleotide messenger RNA. The record is from RefSeq and is a predicted model, not a curated record. NCBI's taxonomy places the organism in Eukaryota, Metazoa, Chordata, Actinopteri, Cypriniformes, Danionidae.